Jaminaea rosea is the source of this 1007-nucleotide messenger RNA. Its product is annotated as putative GTP-binding protein SAR1. The record is from RefSeq and is a predicted model, not a curated record. Lineage: Eukaryota; Fungi; Basidiomycota; Exobasidiomycetes; Microstromatales. Bases 410 to 979 code for a protein of 189 amino acids. The transcript has 4 exons. Gene Ontology annotation, cellular component: endoplasmic reticulum exit site; COPII vesicle coat. Gene Ontology annotation, molecular function: GTPase activity; GTP binding. Gene Ontology annotation, biological process: endoplasmic reticulum to Golgi vesicle-mediated transport; membrane organization; intracellular protein transport.
ACCGCAGCUAACACUCUUGCCUACCUCAGACCUUGCCCCUUUUCCCCUCUGCUGUCUACUCUAAUGGUGGCAAGCGCACCGAAAUAGUUUGGGCGGUCAGGCCUAGCCACGUGGUUCAGCGUCGUCGCGCACCAGCCACUUCCCUGACGAAGCCAAUCGCAUCUCGCUCCUUCCCCCCCGCUCCCCCGUUUGACUCUACCACUCGAUCCUCUCGUCUGACGAUCAUCACCAACCGUCCACGACCUCAGACGGACUAAACGACUUGACACGACACCGCAACAAGCAGCCCAUCUGGCGUCUAGCUUCCUCCUUGCCACGCGACAUUAGUCUUCUUCAUUGAGAGCUCGCAGAUCAGCUCCACCUGUUUGCCUACACUUAGGGACAUCAACCCACGACCGACUGAGACAGCAUGUUCAUCCUCAACUGGCUUUGGGACGUACUCGCCCAACUGGGUCUCGCCCACAAGAGUGGACGACUCCUUUUCCUCGGCCUUGACAAUGCCGGAAAGACGACCCUUUUGCACAUGCUCAAGAACGACCGUCUUGCCACUCUGCAGCCUACACUCCACCCUACUUCCGAGGAGCUCGCCAUCGGCAACAUCAAGUUCACAACGUACGAUCUUGGCGGACAUCAGCAAGCUCGUCGCCUCUGGAAGGACUACUUCCCCGAGGUAGACGGAAUCGUCUUCCUCGUCGAUGCGGCCGACUACGAGCGUUUCGCCGAGUCGCGUGCCGAGCUCGACGCUCUGCUGGGCAUCGAGGAGUUGAGCAAGGUCCCCUUCCUCAUCCUGGGCAACAAAAUCGACGCUCCCGGCGCGGUGAGCGAGGAAGAGCUUCGUCAGGCGCUCGGGCUUUACCAGACGACGGGCAAGGGCAAGGUGCCGCUCAAGGACAUCAGGCCAAUCGAGGUGUUCAUGUGCUCCGUCGUCAUGCGACAGGGAUACGGUGAAGGGUUCAGGUGGUUGAGCCAGUACAUCUGAGCUCUCGAUGGUCAAUAGGAGGAUUAUU